AUGGCUGAUUCUAUCCGACACGAUGUCGGGCUCGAGGGGCCGUCGCCCGCGACCAGUGAGGAGGGCUCUCCAAAACCCUCGAAUGAGGUUUCUAUUUCUGAAUCGCGCCGAAAGCUGCCUGAGUUUCUGGAUCACUUUAAUGCACGCGACCUGAAAGUGCUAUUUCGCUGUUCUGUGGCGGCAUGGGUCGCGUCGCUAUUGAUAUUUAUCAACCCAUCUCUGCAGCAGAUCGGGACCGCGACGUUCUUUGCAACAUUGGUGCUUUUCAUGGUCCCUCCCACAGGAAUUGUCUUUAUCUUUAUUCUUGGGGCGUUCACCCUAAUUUUUGGCAUGGCCCUUGGCUGGGCUUGGGGUGUUAUCGCUAUGAAGGCUGCCAUGGCGGCGCGACCGGCGGCCGAAACUCAGGCCAGGAUUCAGGCGCUUGGUCAAACAGCCUAUAGCCAGGCCAAUUCAACGGGGAAGCCCUUAGUAACCGUCGAACAGGAGCUUGUCUACUCUGGCUUCAUGCUGGAUGCUCGUGUUUCUGCUGUCUACUUCUGUCUCAUCUGUCUCAUGGUCUACUUGUUGGCUCGUUUGCGCGCGAAGAAUCCCAAAUUCGCGCUACUUCAGAUCUUUGGCACGAUCAUUAUGGACAUAUUCCUCACGGUCGGCCCGCUGCUGACCUCUUUCAACGGAACUAUUGCCAAGAUCUUGAUUGAGCCUGCUGCCAUUGGAAUUGGACUGGGAUUGGCUUCCUCGAUUCUCUUGUUUCCCAAGUCGACUUCAGCCACCGUUCUCGAUGGUGUCGAGGGUCUUUCGCGAUUGCUGAGGGGUCCAUUAGAUGUGACUGUCGCCAGUCUUCUCAAGGACGAACAUCUGGUGAUGCAAGACCUUCAGAAGCUGAAGCAGAAAACCAUCUCAUGCUACAAGAAGAUUGAUCCCGCACUCGCCUUUUUGCCAUUGGAUUUCUCCGUUGGUCGAUGGAGUGCAGAUGAUGUGAAGAGCUUAAAGCAGCCUAUGCGUCAAGCCUGUGUAGCGAGUCUUUCUUUGCUGGAAUUCCAAAUUGCCCGCCUUGGAGGAGAGGCGAAAUUAGAGAAACUUCGUGCACUCACUGCUGACUCUGCGCAACACUCUGAAGUCAGCCUCAACGAGAAGAAGAAACCACGCGAGGUGGGCAUGCGCCAGCUAAUGGAUAGUGUCCACAUGGUCCAGGCAUUGCGAAGCCCCGAACACGAGGGCCUUCGAUUGGAUAUGCUCGAUGCGAUUCGUCAGCCUUGUCAGACUAUUUUGCCCGCCUGCCAGGAAGCGGGCGACGUUGUCGCUGAAUGCAUCAAGGCUGUUAAUGCUGCCCGUUGGUUUCGUCGGCCGUCUAAGCAGCAUUUAGAUGAGCUUCAACAGCGCAGCUACUUGGCCUUCGAGACACUGAAGAGCUUACGGUCAAAAUAUGCCGAAGAAACGACGGAACGCUUGCUGCAGAUCAAUGCAGAUAUCUUCGAUGAGAAUGGCAAGGUCAAGGCUAUCGACAGCUCUUCCAUGCCCAAGCUCCGCGGUAUCAUGUUCGGCAUGGUCUUUGAAGAACACGUUCUUGGUGUCGCUGAUGGCUGGGAGCAAGUGCUGGGUCAAGUCGAUACCCUCAUGAGAGAGCGUCAGAAGUCCCGGCUGUGGCUGCCAAAGGGACUGCGCUAUGCUUUCAACUGGAUAUUCCGAAGAAGUGCUGAUGCACCCGUUCCAGCAGCACAGUCUCCUGCUGUGGAUCCUGAUCUUGUAGAGGCACAGUCAAAGGAGGCUCAACAGGCGCUCCGAAUGAGUCGUGGUUACCGAGUAAACCAACGUAGCGGCCUUGGACGUGUCAUACUUGGUACUUAUCACUGGCUCAUCAGCUACGAGGGUAUGUAUGCUUUGCGUAUGGUCGUUGUGACUAUUGCUCUGGCUAUUCCGGCUGUGAUUCCUUCCAGUGCCGGGUUCUACUAUCGGGAGAAAGGAUUGUGGGCUCUGAUUAUGGGACAGACUACAGUUGUGGUGUACAUGUCGGACUUUGCCCUCUCUCUCAUCUCCCGUUUCAUUGGAACCAUCCUUGGGGGCGUCGCUGGUCUGGUGGCAUGGUAUAUUGGUUCGGGUAAUGGAUCUGGUAAUCCAUACGGCCUUGGUGCGGUAAUGGCUGUUGUAAUUGUCCUCUUGAUGUGGGCUCGCAUCUUUGCCCCUAUAGCUUUGCUCCAGGGUGCGAUGAUGGGUGGUGCAACAUGUAUCCUUGUAAUCGGCUACAGCUACGAUGAUACACACAUCCCAUCGUACGGAAACCCUGGUUGGGGAUACAGUGUCUUCUGGCGACGACUCGUGCUAGUUCUUGUGGGAUCCGCCGCGGCUAUGAUUGUACAAAUCUUUCCUCGCCCACCUUCCGCGACCCGACACAUCUGCAAAUCUUUGUCCAACGCGCUACGUGGGCUCUCCGACCACUACGCUCUGCUCUUGUCAUGCUGGGGCCAACCACAUCGCAACGAGGGCAUGGUGGCUGAACAACUCGCACUCGAUGUUGCUCAGACCCUCAGCGCCCUCGAUGGACCCGUGGCGCUACUCCGUCUCGAAUUCUCAAGCUCGCCUUUUGACAGCGAUCGCCUCGCCCAAGUGAAGUCUCUUUGCCAAGAACUCAACCAGCAUCUUGGCCGUCUGCUCUACUUGUCGGCAUCACUGCCUGAAGAACUUCAACAUCGUCUCGCUCGCCAGGCUGGCCUUCUCGACCACCGUAAUAUAGGAGACGUCAUGGCCGUUAUGGGCGUCGUUGAGCAGGCCCUCAAAACAGGCGAUCCCUUGCCUGAGGUGCUCCCGACGCCACUUCUGAAGCGGUGCUUCGAAUACUGGCGUUCACACCAGAUCGAAAUCAUGCUGAGCAAAGACCUGAUUCGCGAUGAGAGUUACCGCAAGUUCUGCGUCGCAGUCAGUUCCUAUCUCAAGUUCCUGAGCGCAGUGGAUGAUCUAGUGCUAGUGAUGAAGGGCACACUCGGAGAAGCCCACAUCGUGAGCCGUGAGUUGAUGCAGGAUAUGCUUGUUGAUUUGCCCCAAAGGCCGAAUGACUAUAUUCUAAUAUAUACUGGCCUAAUGGCAGCUUCGCGUCUUUCUCGUCUCCCGCGCUGGAUUAGCCACUGGUUGGGCUACCGUCCCAGAACUCCCACACCAUUACCGACAUGGCAAAUAGCCGCAUGGUCCUUCAUCGCGGCCUUUUGCGGUCUUUCAGUGCUGCAGGGCAUCUUUAAUUAUUCCGACUACUUCAAAGAACGCAAUGUACCCGGUAUCAUCGCAUCAUAUGGCGCGUCCGCAGUCCUCGUCUUCGGUGCAAUUGAAAGCCCCCUUGCCCAACCACGGGCCCUGAUUUUCGGCCACUUUUUCAGCGCUCUAACUGGUCUCUGCGUCACCAAAUUAUUCAGCCUCAUGCCAAACCAAGCGCGUUUCGAGUCAUUGCGCUGGCUCGCCGCCUCCUUGUCUACCGCUAUUGCUAUCGUGAUUAUGCAGCUCACUGGCACGACUCAUCCUCCUGCUGGUGCUACUGCUCUUCUCCCGGCUACCGAUGAGCAAAUUUGGCAGCUUUCCUGGUAUUAUCUGCCUGUGGUGCUGCUGUCUUCUACGAUGCUCAUGUCUUGUGCCUUGUUGUUGAACAAUCUGCAUCGGCGGUAUCCGGUUUUCUGGAUUGCGCCGAGUCCGCCAAAACCUGCACCAGCACCGACGCCGGUGUCGGCGUCGGCUGAUGGUAGUCAGGCUUCGUCGUCUCAUGAGAAAUUGCCCGAAACGCCGGUCUAA
Molecule: messenger RNA, 3768 nt
Organism: Penicillium maclennaniae
Lineage: Eukaryota; Fungi; Ascomycota; Eurotiomycetes; Eurotiales; Aspergillaceae
Exons: 7
Coding region: 1-3768 (1255 amino acids)
Source: RefSeq, a predicted model, not a curated record